CUCUGGUGCCCGGAAUCCCGGCAUCAAAGUUGCUGUUCUUGCUGGGUCGAUUGGUUUCUUCCCCUUGUCCUGAUUCUGAAUAGGAUUGUUGUCCUGUUCUGGAUUUUCUCUCUAUUUUCUUUCUACCAUCAGGGAUAUUGAUAUUGUGUCCCUAUUUACUCCCACAUCUAUCUUGUCUUCCUUAACAGGAACGCAACCCCCACCUUAACCUCACCGCUAGCCUACUAUCCCUACAUCUCAGUCCGCCCCUCUAAAAACAACCACCACCACCACACACUCCUACAAACCCACAAAAAAAAAAGAAAGAAAGAAAAUGGCCACCCGCGACCCCGGCGAACUCGCCGCCGACGCAGCCUCCGACUUCUUCCACCAAAUCUACACCUUCCUCGAAACGAUCGUCCUCCGCUUCGUGAAAAACUUCUACGGCUCCUUCGCAGACGUGAGCGUCAACCGCUGGACGAAAGUCAUCCUCUCCGUCGUGGGCUACCUCAUCGCCCGCCCCUACAUCGAGGCCCUCUUCAAGAAGAUGGGCGAGCGCGAUCGCAGAAAGCAGCUGGAGAAGGAGAGGAAGAAGAGGGCGGAGGCUGAAGCCGGCGGGAAGGCCAAGGUUUCUGCUAAUGCGUUGCGUGGUGGGGGCAAGGCUGCUGGGGAGGGGAAGGUGCUUGGUGAGGUGGAAAAUACGGAUGAUGAGCUGGAGAAUGGGGAGGGCGCGGAGGAUGAGGUCGACUUUGCGACUGCUAGUGGGGUGCCGGAGUUGGCGGAUAAUGCGCGCAGAAGGCAGAAGAAGCAUGCGAAGAGCUUGAAUAAGGAGGCGAAGGGCAAGGCGACGCUUUCCGAGGAUAAGCUUAUGGAGCUGUUGGAUUGGAGUGAUUCGGAGGGUGAGGCUACGCCUGCGAAGGAGCAGGCUGCGAAGGAUGAGUGAGUGUUUGUCGAGACUGCUUAUGGGUCCACCCUUCUUUACUCUUAAGGGAGAAGAAAGGUUAAUGUGGUUGUGCUGCACUUAAUGAGUUCUAAUUGUCUUUGUGAUGUCUUAAUUGUGUAUUUUAUAAUACUGUGACUCCUUGCCAUAUUCUGUGCGUCUGCCAAAGGCUCAUGUACUAUAUAAUCAUCUACCUACCAUAGAUUUCAACUAAAUAUUCG
Aspergillus campestris IBT 28561 is the source of this 1140-nucleotide messenger RNA. RefSeq lists its product as uncharacterized. The coding region runs from base 314 to 922 and encodes 202 amino acids. Gene Ontology annotation, biological process: protein transport. The record is from RefSeq and is a predicted model, not a curated record. The transcript has a single exon. NCBI's taxonomy places the organism in Eukaryota, Fungi, Ascomycota, Eurotiomycetes, Eurotiales, Aspergillaceae.